AUAUCAUUCGAGUCUAGUCCUCGUAACGGUACGCACCACGUAAUAAUUAUUAUACCAUGCCGCCCAAGACAAGCGGGAAAGCCGCUAAGAAAUCUGGCAAAGCCCAGAAGAACAUCUCUAAGUCGGACAAAAAGAAGAAGAAGCACAAGAGGAAGGAGAGUUACGCCAUCUAUAUCUAUAAAGUUCUCAAGCAAGUCCAUCCCGAUACCGGUAUCUCGAGCAAGGCCAUGUCUAUCAUGAACUCUUUCGUGAACGACAUCUUCGAACGCAUCGCCGCCGAAGCUUCGCGUCUCGCUCACUACAACAAGAGAUCCACGAUCACCUCGAGGGAGGUCCAGACCUCCGUGAGGCUGCUCCUGCCCGGCGAGCUCGCUAAGCACGCCGUCAGUGAAGGAACAAAGGCCGUCACGAAGUACACGAGCUCCAAGUGAACGCGCUAAAAACUUGAAAAGAGCAGCGCAUGAUAUAAUUAUCGUGUGCCUGCUUAGACAAAAAAAAAAAGGCCCUUUUCAGGGCCACUAAAGAUUUCAUAAAUGUGUUACUGAUUUAAUGUUUCUCUUCGAAUCGACGACGUCAAUAACUACUAUAAUAUUCACUCAAUUUGCGUUUACAUACAUAAUACAUAAUAAAUGAAUAAAAUAUAUAAACAUAAACAACGUAUGUAUGUGUAUAUAUAUAUAUAUUCUUAAAUUUAUUAUAUAAUUAUAAUCUUUUAAUAUGUUUUUUAAACGACAGUCGUAUUGUGUCGCACGCAGACGUUGGGCGACAUAAUGACAAUGAUACAAACGAUCGUUUUAUUUACAUUAUUAUUGCGCUUCUCUCUUAUUAUUAAUGACUAGCUACA
Messenger RNA from Melitaea cinxia (Glanville fritillary), 844 nucleotides. Its product is annotated as histone H2B. Bases 57 to 431 code for a protein of 124 amino acids. Gene Ontology annotation, cellular component: nucleosome. The transcript has a single exon. The record is from RefSeq and is a predicted model, not a curated record. Lineage: Eukaryota; Metazoa; Arthropoda; Insecta; Lepidoptera; Nymphalidae. Gene Ontology annotation, molecular function: DNA binding; structural constituent of chromatin; protein heterodimerization activity.